Molecule: messenger RNA, 1953 nt
Organism: Candidozyma haemuli
Lineage: Eukaryota; Fungi; Ascomycota; Pichiomycetes; Serinales; Metschnikowiaceae
Gene: VPS36
Product: ESCRT-II subunit protein
Exons: 1
Coding region: 1-1953 (650 amino acids)
Biological process (GO): protein transport to vacuole involved in ubiquitin-dependent protein catabolic process via the multivesicular body sorting pathway
Cellular component (GO): ESCRT II complex; late endosome membrane
Molecular function (GO): ubiquitin binding; phosphatidylinositol-3-phosphate binding
Source: RefSeq, a predicted model, not a curated record
AUGUCUCGACUAAACAUAUGGCAUGCUGUUCCAAUAAACAAGGCCAGUCGACCGGUGUUUCUAGAUAACGAGCACAGCUUGUAUGUGAAAGAUGGCGUGGGGAUGUACCAGGGAAAGCUGAAGAUCAACGGUCACCAGAAUGGAAGAGUGUACUUGACCAAUAAACGAAUCAUGUAUGUGGAUGCUGGGGGAAAGAAAGCUAUAGGGUUGAACUUGCAAGACGUGCUGUGUGCCGAGUUGGUGGAACGGUUCUUGAGGUCGUCGCCUAAGGUGAAGGUUUACCUUAAGGGCGACCAGACGAACGGUGGUGGUACAGCUGGCGUUUCAGGCUUGGAAUCGAGUUCAAAUUCGUCUACUGCGCUGCUAAGAGAGGUUUCGAGUGCUGUGUGGACAUGCAUGAUAUGUUCGUUUAAUAAUCAUAUCGCUACAAACUUCAAUGUGGAUCGGAACGACCUACCGAAGUGUGUUUCGUGUGGCAUUGCUCCUUCGAGAGAAGCGUUACGGAAGGUUAUAGAGGACGCUAUGAAGAAGGAGCCUGCGCUGGAUCCGAAACCUGACCUGAAGAAGAACGAGUGUCCUCGUUGCACGUUUAUUAAUCAUCCAAGUAUGAGAAACUGUGAAAUGUGUGGCACAGAACUUAAACCCCGGGCGUCGGUUUUGGCUAAGCAGAUUGCUCUUCAUGAGAGACCAGACUCUCCAUUGUACCAAAACCCCUUGGGGCUCACUUUAGAAGAGCCCGAGGAGUAUACCAACCAGAAACCUUACAUUAAGGUGAGUUUUAGAAAGGGCGGCGAGACAGGAUUCUUGGAAAACGCCGUCCAAGCGAUAGAUAAAAUUAAAUGGGAGUCGUUGGAGCAGCGGGGUGGGAUUAGUGAUGCUGCCACGAAGGUCAACCAAUCCUCUGCAAACACUGAGACAAGGCUUAAAGGCGGAGGUAUUCAUAGUUUGCAACAACUUGGCGAGCAACAGCGGAAGAGGAACGAAAUGGUUCUUUCCCUGUCUCUUGAGGAUUUGGAGCAAUUUAUGUUCAAAGCCCAGGAUCUUAUAAAAAUAGGAUCAAGUUUUGGAUCGUUGGUGAAGAAGGAAAACAACUUUAAGACCCACAACGUCGGUAUAUCAACCAUCCCACCAAUCCCCGCCAACAAAUCAUCAUCAUUUUACAUGGAAGAGCUCGCAAGACAUAUUUGUGAAUACCUUCUAAACACUGAACUCACAAAAACCACGUCCAUGAUAACAGUCCAGGACACAUUCGCAUCUUACAACCGCUAUCGGCUUUACACACAAGGUUUCGGGACAGAGCUUAUAACUACAGCCGAUUUUACAAAGUGCACAGGGAUGUUCGAGACCCUCAACCUCCCGAUAAAGCUCAAAACUUAUAGCCGACUGGGUCUCGUUGUUAUCACCCAGAGACAACUGCAGCUGCAAAAAGACCUACACUGGACUAUUUUGGAAUUUCUUAUAAAACAGGAGAACUUAUUUUCAUAUGAGAAAUUCAAGCUGGAGUAUGAAGGAGACGAGGACCAUUACCUAAAGCAGCACUAUCAUGUGUUUCAUGGCUGCACCAUAACCGAAAUUGCAGACCAUUUUGGAUGGGCCCACGGUGUUUGCAUGGAAGAAAUGGAUAGAUGUAUUGAAGAACAAUUGGUCGUUUUUGAUAAGCACAUUUCAGGCACGUUCUACUUUGUUAACAAGUUCGAUGAGAAGCUUUGCCUGCUACUCAAGAGUGAGCAAGAAUUGAGAAGCCAAGCCAAAGAAGAUUGCUUGACUGAGCAAAAACAGAUAACAUCUAAUCUCAAAACCCAGUAUGACGAAGAAGUGGGCCAAUUGUUGGUGAACUUGAAAGAUAACUAUGAAUUCGGCGAAGUAUCGCCCCAGCAGUCCACUCCAGCUACAGAUUCCCCCGCUGAUAACAGUCUACUUCUUGAGGAUUUAGCAGGCUUGAAGUUUUCGUAA